Octopus sinensis (East Asian common octopus) is the source of this 3584-nucleotide messenger RNA. Its product is annotated as DNA repair and recombination protein RAD54B. Bases 647 to 3427 code for a protein of 926 amino acids. Gene Ontology annotation, biological process: double-strand break repair via homologous recombination; reciprocal meiotic recombination. Gene Ontology annotation, cellular component: nucleus. Gene Ontology annotation, molecular function: ATP-dependent chromatin remodeler activity; DNA translocase activity; ATP binding. The record is from RefSeq and is a predicted model, not a curated record. Lineage: Eukaryota; Metazoa; Mollusca; Cephalopoda; Octopoda; Octopodidae. The transcript has 26 exons.
GCAGCCACACAGACAUAGUACCUGCUUCUAUACACACACGUAGUUUUUUCUCUCUCUCUGCACACAGCAUCUAUCUCUCUCCCCCUCUCUCUCUCUCCACUCACGCACACACAAAAAUAGUAACUUCCUCUACACGCACACUCAUCACUACAGACGGGUACACACGCAAACACAGUCACCGUUACAGACACAUACACAGACACAAACAUACACAUCCUUAUAGACACAUACGCACACAGAAAUAGUACCUUCAACACACAUAUACAAAGCCGUCCUUAGACACACACACGCAUAUAUAUACACACAUAUACACACAUACGUUACCUUCCUUCCUUUACAGUCAUUCAUAGACACAGGUCCUUCCUUCCUUCCUCGAUAUACAUUCACACAUUCUACAACACACACACACAUAUAUAUAUAUAUACACAUAUCUAUGUAUAUACACGUCUCUAUCUAUUUACAUAUAUCUAUACAUACAGGGAGAGGACAUCAGUUAUAAACAGACAAUACUAUCAGAUACAAGACACACUGGUGUGUAUAUAUAUAUAGCCAUUAUUAUUAAUAUUACUAUUUGAUAUUAAUAUAUAUAAUAUCCAUAUAUUCCAUAUAUCUAUGUGAUAAUUAUAUCGCGGCGGCAGUGUUUUCAAUGAGGCGAUCCAUAGCUCCCAGCCAAACAGGAGCAGCGAAGAGGACAAGGUUUUUGACACCUUUUAAGGGGGAGAAUGAAGACCGAAAGAAUGUUCCCCUUUUCAACAGAGGUUUGAAUGUUCUGACAAACCCGGACACGGAUCAGAAUGGAGACUACAAAAAUGAUGAGAAUUCCUCUCAAAACAGUUCCUCGCCAGCUUCAAUUCCACGUACGUUUGCAUGUGCGAAAAGUAACCCAUCGAUCGCAUCGAGUCAGUCAACUGGGAAAACACAUUCGGCAGUUUACCAUUCCCCACUGGCUUUAUCGUCGGAAAACAAACAAGAUAAUGAAAGCAAUGUCCAGAAUGGAUCCAAUUCUGCAGCCUCUCCAUCUGUAGAGAAUUAUUACUCUGUAGUUUGGAGCAAACUCUCAAAGAAGAAGCACAAAAAAUGGGAAGGUGAUGCUGUGUUAGUGACCCAUGGACGUAAAGUUACCCUGUAUGAUAUGGAAGGGAAAGAGAUUGGUAAAAUGUCUGGUUAUAAGGAAUCCAUGCUCAGUUCUCUAGAAGAAGAUCACACUUUGACAGUUGGCGGCAAAGAAAUUUUGGUAAUGUCUCGUCUUCCAGAAGAAAGCUUUAAAUCGGGGAAGUGUUUCCUGCCUGGUGGAGGGGCGCCAUCUUCUGCUCCAUCCAAAUCAAAAGAUAUUAUCUCCAGACCUUUUGUCAGUCCUCAAUUAACAAACAAUGCCGCAAACAAUAAUUCUUCUAAAUUUCAAAAGACUACUGCUGAUCAAGUGGACACUUUGGCCCCCAGGCACGAUCCUUUAGCGUUUAAUGCCCUUGUGAUGCCAAGACCAAGCCAGGACCAUCAGUGGCAUCACAACAAGAAUUCCUCAGUUAUAGUUGAUGUUGUUGUUGAUCCCUAUAUCUCCCGCCAUUUACGACCGCACCAACGAGAAGGAAUUGUCUUUCUCUACGAAUGCGUCAUGGGAAUGAGAGAUUUCAAUGGAAACGGAGCUAUCCUGGCAGAUGACAUGGGGUUAGGGAAGACAUUGCAGUGUAUUGGGUUGUUGUGGACAUUGUAUAAACAGGGUCCCUAUGGCGGUAAACCAGUCUUACAACGAAUUCUCAUUGUAACACCAAGUAGUUUAGUCAAGAAUUGGUAUCAAGAAUUCAAGAAAUGGUUAGGGACUGAACGUAUAUCUGUAUUUACUGUUGAAGCUGACAAAAAAAUAGAGGAAUAUUUGUCAUGUCCUAAAUGUCCAGUGUUGAUCAUAUCGUAUGAGAUGUUCCUACGAAAUGUUAAGGAACUGGAGAAAGUGAGUUUUGACUUGGUCAUCUGUGAUGAGGGCCACCGCCUUAAGAACACAUCCAUUAAAACAUCAGCUUUGCUAAACAGUCUCCCUGUUCGCAGACGUCUUGUUUUGAGUGGGACACCGGUGCAGAAUGACUUACAAGAAUUCUUUGCCAUUGUAGAGUUUUGUAAUCCAGGAAUCUUGGGAACUUCUUCGUCUUUUCACAAAAUCUAUGAACUGCCUAUAAUCACAUCACGACAGCCGACAGCAAGCAAAGACGACGUCAACCUUGGUAUGGAACGAGCAGCCGAACUGACUCGGCUCACAAAAUUAUUCCUCUUACGUCGGUGUCAAGAUAUCAACAACAAAUAUCUCCCUCCAAAAGUCGAGCUGGUUGUAUUUUGCCGUCCGUCUAGUCUUCAGUUGACUUUGUACAGACAGAUUCUUUCCUCGCAGAUGAUUCGACGGUUUCUGGCUGGUCAUUAUGAUGGUGCGUCUCAUUUAAUUAGUAUAGCAGCUCUCAAGAAACUGUGCAAUCAUCCAGCAUUGCUCUAUCAGUCACUGGUGUCAAACGACAGUGAUGAAGAUGAGGAAGGUAGCGUCUAUCAAGGUUUAGCAGCAUUCUACCCACAAGGUUAUUCUGUCAAAGACAAGUUACUGGAGCAUGGCAGCAAACUGAAUGUCCUGGCCGCAAUACUCAGUGGUAUAUUUGCAACCACACCCAGGGAAAAAGUUGUACUAAUUGCCAAUCAUACAAAGACAUUGGAUUUACUGUCUGAUUUCUGUGAAUCUCAAGGUUACAAUUGUUGUCGUCUUGACGGACAAACACCCAGCAACAAUAGAUUGAACAUUGUGAAACAAUUUAAUACACAGAACUCCAACCAUUUUAUUUUUCUACUAAGUUUAAAAGCUGGAGGUGUUGGACUGAACCUGGUUGGGGCUUCACGUCUCAUUCUAUACGAUAUUGAUUGGAAUCCCGCUAACGACAUUCAGGCAAUGGCCCGUGUAUGGAGAGAUGGUCAGAAGCGGAAGGUCCAUUUAUAUAGACUUCUUACAACCGGAACCAUUGAGGAGAAAAUCUAUCAACGGCAGAUAAAUAAGCAAAGCCUUAGCGGAGCAGUAAUUGAGUGCCGUGAGAAGGGGAAGGUGAAAUUUUCCCUUGAAGAACUUCGUGAUCUUUUUACACUGAAUGAACAAACCCAAUGUGAUACACACGAUCUGUUGAAGUGUCCCUGUAGAACUGGUGGACAUAUCGAGGAAAUCCCUAACAAACUGACCCCAGUUCGACCAUGUCAACUUGGUGCUGUCCCAGAGACUGAUGUACUGGGAAAGAAAAAUUUAACAAUGGAUGAGUUAAUGGACUGGAAACAUUUAUCUCCUGAGGAAGUUUCCUCUCAUUUAGAAUGGCAUCUUCCUUCAGGACCAGCCGAAGAGAAUUAUGUUACCUUUGCAUUUUGGAGUGAGACCAAAAAUGUGUUUAUCACAGAAGACAAGAGUGUUCUUUAAAAGCACCAAGUUUAGAUGCAGUUGUUUAUUUAUUUUCUUCCAUUUUCUCACUAAAGUUAUUCAAAAUUCUUCAGUGGAAUUAUUUUUUCAUAUGUACAUAGCCAACAACAACAACCACCACCACCAUAUAUGGUAAUAAAUACCCUGCGUUAUUUCA